This is a messenger RNA of Rhagoletis pomonella (apple maggot), 631 nucleotides long. Its product is annotated as dihydrofolate reductase-like. The record is from RefSeq and is a predicted model, not a curated record. Gene Ontology annotation, biological process: glycine biosynthetic process; tetrahydrofolate biosynthetic process; folic acid metabolic process. The transcript has 2 exons. NCBI's taxonomy places the organism in Eukaryota, Metazoa, Arthropoda, Insecta, Diptera, Tephritidae. Gene Ontology annotation, cellular component: mitochondrion. Bases 47 to 613 code for a protein of 188 amino acids. Gene Ontology annotation, molecular function: dihydrofolate reductase activity; NADP binding.
CAGUACUCGUUACUCGAAUCGUUCUAUCACUAGCUAUUUGAAUAAAAUGCUAACUUUUAAUUUAAUUGUUGCAGUUUGUGAGAAUUUCGGUAUAGGUCUGAAAGGUGAAUUACCAUGGCGCCUUAGAUCAGAACUUAAAUACUUUUCGACUACAACUAGGCGGCGGGAAAAUCCAGAGAAGCAAAACGUGGUGAUUAUGGGGCGAAGAACAUUCUUUUGUAUACCUGAAAAUAAGCGGCCAUUAUUCGGUCGUCUAAAUAUCGUAUUGAGUACAACACUCAAACGAUCUGAGUUACCAGAUAAUGUGCUGCUCUACCCGAGUUUAGAAACAGCAAUGCAACAUUUAGAACAGUCUGAUCUCAAGCAGCAAAUUGAAAAGGUUUGGAUCGUUGGUGGAAGCGGAGUGUACAAGGAGGCUAUGGCUUCGCCCCGUUGUGAUCGGAUAUAUUUAACCGAAAUUCUGAAAGACUUUGAAUGCGACACAUUUUUCCCUAAGAUUCCCGAUGAUUUCAAAGAAGCCAAACCUGAUCCUUUCCUACCCCUGGGUAUUCAAGUGGAGGACGGCAUUCAAUAUGUAUAUAAAGUGUUAGAGAAGCAAACAAUUCUUGAUUAAAUCAGGUACCUAUUUGAA